AUGAUGCACACGCAGGCUGUUCUCAGCUUUGCUCAGCAGGGACUUAUCUGGCAAGUUUUCCUCCCGCCGUCCAGCUCAGGCGCAGCUGAAGGCUCGAGAGCCACCCGGCACUGUAUCCUCCACAGCUCCUAUGAUUCCAUCACCUCCUUCGAUCUUCAGUUCGAGAGGAUGCUUUCUCAGCGCGAGCGCUUUCCUCUCGUCCGCAUGAGCGUCGAGCUCAAGGUGCCGCCUAGAAUGAUGGCAUGUGAAGCUGCAGGUGGCAGGAGGGUGAGCCAGCCCGGUCGGCUCAUCGUCACGUGGAUGAAGCUUGAGGACGCGAGCAUCCUUGAGCAAAAGCUGUGCAGGAUACAAGAGGAGCAGGAGAAGCAGCUAGGGAGGUCGGUGACCAUGGUGCUGCCUGCGUGGGUACAGCUCCUGCACAACUUCCUUCCCACGUGUUUGUACAGUCCUUCCUUGCGCAAGGGGUUAGAGACAGUGGUUGUUGCGUGGAUGUCGAUCUCGGGCCUCUGGGCCUGCUGGCAGCUCUACCAGCAUGUCGAGCUCUUCGGAGCCGCUCUGAGGCCCUUCGUGAAGGUCCUUCGGAUGCGGUUCGAGUGGAUCAUGCAGAAGAUCAACAAGACGUUCCAGACCUGGACUGACAAGUACAUCCACUGGCUCAAGCCCCUUGACGUCAUCCGGGACCGUCUCUUCUCCUCUGGGGCCAUGAGCAGCCUCCUGGCCCAUGAGAUCUCGAGGAUCUACGGGGUUGUCGCCAGCACAGCGGAGCCUCUCCUCUCCUCCGUGCAGGCCGGCAUGCAGAUGUUGUUGGCGUCAGUGGCCGCAAGCACGGCCUCGCUCUCUGCUGCAAUCUCGCCCUAUACCUCGAGCAUGUACCUGCCUGGCAUAGGAGCUGUGCAGAAGAAUCUAGCAAGCAAGACUUCUCUCCGAGCAGCCAACAGCAUCUCCUCAUACUACAGGAGCUACUCCAAGAGCUUCCAAGAAGGAGCCAAGACCCUCCUGCAUCUUCUCUCGUCGAGGAAGGCGAGCCUUGGACAAGAAAGUCUUGCUCGUGUCGGCACCUUGUACUUCCGCAUGCUCGUCCAAACAUGCAGAAACCUCUGGCGGCGUCUGCCAUGGUCUUCCAACGAGCAGCUCCUUGCCCCCAAACCUCCUGCAGCCACGGCUCCUCUAUUAGCGGUAAACGGCAGCAUCGUCGAUGGGGACUUGAUGGAGUUGUGCUCCGACCGGAGCAGCAUGAGCCCCAGGAGGUCGUGCAAGAGGAGCAUUUCAUCGCCCGACAUGUCUCCCAGGCGAUCCAGGUCGAUCAGUCAUGGAGAGCUGCAGGUUGAGGAGAGGCUGUGA
This is a messenger RNA of Guillardia theta CCMP2712, 1341 nucleotides long. RefSeq lists its product as hypothetical. The coding region runs from base 1 to 1341 and encodes 446 amino acids. The record is from RefSeq and is a predicted model, not a curated record. NCBI's taxonomy places the organism in Eukaryota, Cryptophyceae, Pyrenomonadales, Geminigeraceae. The transcript is spliced from 4 exons.